This is a messenger RNA of Coffea arabica (coffee), 837 nucleotides long. RefSeq lists its product as uncharacterized. The record is from RefSeq and is a predicted model, not a curated record. Lineage: Eukaryota; Viridiplantae; Streptophyta; Magnoliopsida; Gentianales; Rubiaceae.
AUGGCAGUGGCAAUCAACUGCUUGGAAUCCCAAGUUUUUGAAAAAUUGCCUUCUCAACCUGAAUUGAACCUGAAGAAUAUAAGUGCAAUGACGUUAAGGAGUGGGAAGGAAAUUCAGGGGUCCGAACUCACGAUUUCCAAGGACAAAGAUAAGGAAAGGAUCGAUAAUGAGCUUGAGAAGGAGGACAACAAUGGCACAAAUGAAAAGGUACUCCCUGAUCUAGUCAUUACAGUUAGAACUAACCCGCCUCCCUUUCCUAACAGGUUGGAGAAACCGAGGAAGCAGGAUAAGAAGAAAGAGAUCCCGCAGGUGUUCCGCAAGGUAGAGAUCAAUAUUCCCCUGUUAGAUGCCAUCAAGCAAGUGCCGAAGUAUGCAAAGUUUUUGAAGGACCUAUGUGUCAACCGACAGCAGCUGAGAGGGGAUGAAAGGGUCAUUGUGGGGGAGAACGUGUCAGCAGUUCUCCAAAGGAAGUUUUCACUGAAGUGCGGGGAUCCAGGUAGGUUUACUGUUCCAUGUAGGAUAGGUAAUACUUUGAUUAGGAAUACCCUGCUGGACUUAGGAACAUCGAUCAACGUAAUGCCUAAGUCUAUGUAUGCUUCUCUGAAUCUCGGUCCAUUAAAAGAAAUUGAGUUAAUAAUCCAAUUAGCUAACCGAACAAAUGCAUACCCUAAUGAGUUGGUCGAGGAUGUGCUGGUUAAAGUUAAUGAAUUGAUAUUCCCGGCUGACUUUUAUGUACUUGAUAUGGAUGAUGACCAUUCUCCCAACCCUUCACCUUUGCUAUUAGGUAGACCCUUGUUGAGCACAGCACAGACAAAAAAUGCUGCUGUGUGCUAUUGA